UAGAUCAUUUGUCCAUAGCAAAUGCACCGAUCUUAGGCGAAGAAGGGCAGCGUCCAGUCGUCCACUGCUAUACGAGUUGUCAAGAAUAGACAAGUUCUCAAGAGUGUUGGGUCCCACUCCAGUCACCCGAAGAAACCAAAAACCCACAGUUCGCAAUUUUUCCCUCACUCACUAGUCACCACCCUUCUCCCCAGUUCUCACUUCUUACAUAUUGGGUGGAGAAAAAAUCCCAAUUCAGCAUCGAAAACCCUAAAUUUCCCUUGCACCCCUUUUCCGUAACAGGAUCUUCAUCAACCCUCUGAUUCUAUCCUUCUUCUACAACCUUCCAAAAUGCACAAAUUAGGGAGGGGUCACCGUGACAAACUCCAGCAGUUCAUGGCAAUAACUGGAGCUAGUGAGAAAAUAGCGCUACAGUCUCUGAAGGCAAGUGAUUGGCAUCUAGAAGGAGCAUUUGAUUAUUUCUACAGCCAGCCUCAGCUUAAAACAUCUUAUACGGACUCUAGACACUUGGAGGAGCUGUAUAAUAGAUAUAAAGAUCCAUAUGUCGAUAUGAUUAUGGUGGAUGGUAUCACUCUCCUUUGCAAUGAUAUCCAGGUGGAUCCUCAAGAUAUUGUAAUGUUAGUUCUUUCAUGGCACAUGAAGGCUGGCACCAUGUGUGAAUUUUCCAAGAAGGAGUUUAUUGAAGGCUUACAAUCCCUAGGGAUUGAUUCGCUGGAGAAGUUCCGUGAAAAGAUACCCUAUAUGCGUUCUGAGCUGAAAGAUGAACAGAAGUUCCGUGAGAUAUAUAAUUUUGCUUUUAACUGGGCAAAGGAGAAGGGUCAAAAAUCUCUGGCACUGGAUACGGCUAUUGGAAUGUGGCAAUUAUUAUUUGCUGAAAGGCAGUGGCCACUGGUUGAUCACUGGUGCCAAUUCUUGCAGGCUCGCCAUAACAAAGCAAUCUCCAGGGACACAUGGUCCCAGCUUUUGGAGUUUGCAAAGACUGUUGGCCCGAAUUUAACUGAUUAUGAUGCUGAAGGUGCUUGGCCUUAUCUCAUUGAUGAAUUUGUGGAGUAUCUGAAUGAGAAUGGGAUUAUUCAAAAUGGUCAAUUCAGUGACUCUAGUUUAAAACGAUGAUGCAAUUCGCCGAACAACUGCUAUAAAGUGAACUUGAUCUUUGUCUCCCUUGUGAUAUGGGUUGUGCUAUCAUGUGAUUGAACUCCUCUAUCACUUAAGGGGGAUUUAAUCUGAGAAAUUCCACCAGAAGAGGACAUGGCUGCUUAGCAUAAACUCAUUCUUGCUGACAAGUAUAGUAGCAUCAUUUACUUGUGGGAUUGUUCAUAUGGGUAUAUAUGAAUUUCCUUGAGAAGUUGUGGAAUUGAACAGGGGAUUCUACUGAUGAUCCCUGGUGUCAACAGUUUCUUGUCCUUUCCAAUGCUAAUAAUUAUUGUACAAUGUCUUGUUAGAUAAAAGAUUUCUGACUCUGAUUGUUCA
Messenger RNA from Arachis stenosperma, 1470 nucleotides. RefSeq lists its product as uncharacterized. Gene Ontology annotation, biological process: positive regulation of ubiquitin-protein transferase activity; protein neddylation. The record is from RefSeq and is a predicted model, not a curated record. Gene Ontology annotation, molecular function: cullin family protein binding; ubiquitin conjugating enzyme binding; ubiquitin-like protein binding. The transcript has 10 exons. NCBI's taxonomy places the organism in Eukaryota, Viridiplantae, Streptophyta, Magnoliopsida, Fabales, Fabaceae. Gene Ontology annotation, cellular component: ubiquitin ligase complex. Bases 331 to 1113 code for a protein of 260 amino acids.